This is a messenger RNA of Ostrea edulis (European flat oyster), 846 nucleotides long. RefSeq lists its product as uncharacterized. The transcript has a single exon. The record is from RefSeq and is a predicted model, not a curated record. NCBI's taxonomy places the organism in Eukaryota, Metazoa, Mollusca, Bivalvia, Ostreida, Ostreidae. The coding region runs from base 1 to 846 and encodes 281 amino acids.
AUGCCAUCAGGUCUGUCAACAACUGCAACUACAAGAACACCAUUGGAGAUGCCACCAACUCUGUCACCAGUUCUACCUAUACCUACAUGUACAACGACACUGUUGGAGAUAGCAUCAACUCUUCCAACACCACCAUUUGGAAUACCACCAACUGCAUUAACUAUCGAACUUAUACCAACAUCAUCUGGGUUGCCAACAACUCUGCCGCCAAGUCGACCAACACUCAAGCCUACAUCAACGCUGUUUGAGCAACCACCAACCGGACCACCAACUUUACUAUCACUCAAGCCUACAUCAAUAUCGUUUGAGCAACCACCAACCGGACCACCAGGGCCGCCAGGGCCACCAACUCUACCAACACUCAAACGUACACCAACACCAAUUGCGCAACCACCAAUCGGGCCACCAGGGCGAUCAGCUCUACCAAUACUUAAACGUACACCAACACCAAUUGCGCAACCACCAAUCGGGCCACCAGGGCGAUCAGCUCUACCAACACUCAAACUUACACCAACACCAAUUGCACAACCACCAAUCGGGCCACCAGGGCGAUCAGCUCUACCAAUACUCAAACUUACACCAACACAAUUUGUGCAACCACCAAUCGGGCCACUUGGGCGAUCAGCUCUACCAAUACUCAAACUUACCCCAACACCAAUUGCACAACCAUCAUGCGGGCCACCAGGAUCAUCAGCUUUACCAACACUAAAGCUACACCAACAUCGUUUAAUUAACAACCAACCUUAUCACCACCCUGACCAACUCCAACACUCCCUAGGUAACCACCAAACACUAAAGUAUUCAAAGGAGCAACAUCAACGGGACAUAGAUUAUUUGUCGUAUUGA